Messenger RNA from Staurois parvus, 394 nucleotides. Lineage: Eukaryota; Metazoa; Chordata; Amphibia; Anura; Ranidae. The record is from the annotation of a GenBank genome assembly.
AUGGGCCCCCGUACCGACUCCUCAUGCUGCUGCCAGGCCCGUAAUCUGUCAUGGGCCCCUGUACCGCCUCCUCAUGCUGCUGCCAGGCCCGUAAUCUGCCAUGGGCCCCCGUACCGACUCCUCAUGCUGCUGCCAGGCCCGUAAUCUGUCAUGGGCCCCUGUACCGCCUCCUCAUGCUGCUGCCAGGUCCAGAGUGUGUCAUGGGUCCCUGUACGGCCUCCCAUUGCUGCUGUCUCCAUCGCCACACUCUGCCAUGUGCCACUUUCAGGUCUCCUCACACUGUUGGUGGGUUCCAUUUUGUCAUAGGGUGCUGGCAGAUUACGGGCCUCCCAUUGCUGCUGCCAGGCCCGUAAUCUGCCAUGGGCCCCCGUACCGACUCCUCAUGCUGCUGCCA